Molecule: messenger RNA, 1469 nt
Organism: Artibeus jamaicensis (Jamaican fruit-eating bat)
Lineage: Eukaryota; Metazoa; Chordata; Mammalia; Chiroptera; Phyllostomidae
Gene: SMCO1
Product: single-pass membrane protein with coiled-coil domains 1
Exons: 3
Coding region: 112-756 (214 amino acids)
Source: RefSeq, a predicted model, not a curated record
ACUUGUGCUGGUGCUGCCUGUUGCUGAGUGGAAGACAGCAGAAAACCCUGGAUUCAAACCUCUGUUGGGCUUUUGUUUUGCUUUUGUUUCCUUUCAUUUUGUCUUAAGAAGAUGAACAAUGGAACCACGACCCUGAUAUCCUUGAGGAAGGCGAUGAAAAGAUUAGACCACAAACUCCAAGCUUUAAAAGCACAGUUUAAACAACUAGAUUUCACCAAGGAUAACCUGACACAAAAAUUUGAACAUCAUAGCAAGAUGCUGGCAAGCCAGGCAGCCCAAGAUGAGCUAUGGACAGCAGUUCUGGCGCUCAAGUUCACUUCAAUGGAAUUGAAUAUUGUAUAUAGCUAUGUCAUUGAAGUUCUCAUCUGCUUGCACACUCAUGUACUUGAGAAGCUGCCAGACCUGGUGAGAGGUCUUCCUACUUUAGCCUCUGUCCUUCGACGAAAAGUCAAGAACAAGUACAUCAGAGAUGCGUGGGAGUCUGUCCUGGAGGAGUGUGGGCUGCAAGAAGGUGAUAUCACAGCACUUUGUACCUUCUUUAUUGCACAUGGUAGCAAGGCAGAACACUACAGCGCCAAAGUGAGACAGAUGUACAUUAGGGAUGUCACUUUCAUGAUCACCAACAUGGUAAAGAACCAGGCUCUGCAAGGCAGUUUGCUGAGAGCCGUUCAGCUCAUUGAGAAGGGGAAAGCAGUGAAAGCCUCUGAAGAACAAAAGUCAUCCCUGAAAGAGUUGAUACCAACAGUCAAAAACUAACUUCUUACCUUAUGACCUAGCUAUUCUACCAUCUUUUUUGGACCAUAAGACACACCUAAGUUUUAGAGAAGGAAAAUAGGAAAAAAAAAUUUGAAGCAAAAAAUGUAGUAAAAUAUUUAAUAACAUAAAUAACAUAAUAUUUCACCAAUGUAAAUAUAAAGCCACAUUUGGACUAUAAAACACACCCCCAUUUUUCUCCCAAAUUUUGGGAAAAGGUGCAUCUUACAGUCUGAAAAAUAUGGUACUUCCAGUAAUUUAUCUUGCAAAUGGGGAAAAAUAUGUACAUACAAUUUUGUUAUGGACUUAUUUUUAUAGCAAAAGUUGGGGAACUAUUAGAGAAAUUAUGAUAAACUGAUAAGUGCAAGAACUUAUCAGUUUAUCUUUCUGUGUAGCCAUAUUAAAAAUGAAGAAUCUCUGUUUUAAUUGCAUAAUGAAUGAUGUGGAGUUAUCAUAAAGAUGUGCUGUUUUAAAAUAUAUAUUUUCAAUAUGUAUUGUUAAAUGUAAAAAGGAACAAACACAAAUACAUAUAUACACAUAUGUAAGCCAAUAUAUCCAUAAACUUCUUCUGGAGAAAUACAUAAGAAUGUGAUAACAUUGGUUGUCUUAGGGAAGAAAACUAAGAAGCUAAAGGGGUCAAAGGUAGGAGGAAGUCUUUUUACUGUAGUCCAUGUGUGCAUUUUGAAUUAUGAACGAUGUGAAUAUAUUAUCUAUUA